Molecule: messenger RNA, 4791 nt
Organism: Magnusiomyces paraingens
Lineage: Eukaryota; Fungi; Ascomycota; Dipodascomycetes; Dipodascales; Dipodascaceae
Exons: 1
Coding region: 1-4791 (1596 amino acids)
Biological process (GO): nucleolar large rRNA transcription by RNA polymerase I
Cellular component (GO): RNA polymerase I upstream activating factor complex
Molecular function (GO): RNA polymerase I cis-regulatory region sequence-specific DNA binding
Source: RefSeq, a predicted model, not a curated record
AUGAGCAGCAGCUUGAAUGUUGGACCGGCAAAUACGCGCAGGACUCGGCGUAAUGGCUCUCCCAGUUCUUCUUCUAAAAGCUCUAAGGACAUAACAACAACUCUGACUUCUGGUGUUGAUGUUCCUGGUUCUUCUGAAACUCUGGCUUCUUCUCCACCAAAGCCAACUCGGGUAAUUUUUAAACAGUCUGGAUCGGGGUUAAACGAGUCAUUAUCUCUUUUGAAACAGGAUUCAAUUAUUAGCAACUCGGAGCCCUCGGCGCGACAGCUUCAAAACAGUCAGAGACGUCAAGAAAAUAAUGAUAAGCAUGAAGAAACUUCUAAUCAAGUAUUAACUAAUGGUUACAAUAUAUCUUUAAAUAAUUUAUUUGACUCUGCUCCACCAGCCAUUAAUCCGGAACAACCUAUUAGCCAGCAUACAACUGGAUCAGGGUCACCUCAUAUCACCAAUCCGGGUGUGAUCCACACUCUUCAAAAUACUCCUGCAUCUAAUACCCCUCCUAUACCUUCAAAUCGCAUUAUCCAACCCACUCCUAUUCCUUUGCAUUCUCCUUUAAAUAGAACCCCAUAUAACCAACCAAUACACCGCAUAUCUCCAAAUGGCCACCAAUUCUCUUUACGCAGCCGUCCAAGCUCCCCCCUAUCUCAAGUAUACCCAAACCCUCAUGAACUACCAGGAAGUCCUCUUGGUUCAUCUACCCCUCUUAGCAUUUCUAUUCCACGUACACGCAUUCAGUUGCGCGUACCUGUAGGCACAUCUCCACGGAAUCAAACGUCACCUAACAAAAUCCGACUCCAAAUUCCCAUUGCUCGAAAUAUUGGAGAUGGAAGCAAUGAUGAAGCUGAAAUUCAGACUCAAACCUCACCACAACUGUCAGUGCGACGUUUUGAAGAUCCAAGAGUGGCAUUUUACAAACAAGAACAACAAGAACAGCAGCAACAGCAGCAACAGCAGCAACAGCAGCAGCCAAAUCAUUAUCAGCACCCGCAUCCGCAUAAAGAGCAUAAAGUAGAACCACAACAACUACAGUUGGAUCAAGACGAACAAGAGUGUUCUUCGGCUCACCCACCUCCUAUUCGGUUUACCCAUAUCAACUCUUGGGCUUCUCAAGCUAAGGGGUUUCCUCAGACAUCAUCAGAAUCAACUUCUAGGGAACCAUCUUCAUCAUCAUUUCCUAAAGAAAUUUCCCCAACCCCUAUAAAGCAGCAAUCUUUAUCUCCACCGUCUUUUAAAAAUCAUUCUCCAUCAUCUAUAAACCAGCAAUCAUCAUCUGUACUCCCACUCCCCCAUGUUUCUCGAGAACCUUCUUUACAAGCUCCCAAAGAAUACUCCCCACAGCCUAUAAAGCAACAAUCUCAAUCCCCGCCUCCUCAUUUUUCUCGACCCCCCUCAUUAUCACCUUCACCAAUGCCUCGUUCUUCACAGGAAUCACCUGCUUCAUUUUCUCGGCCUCAAAAUGAAGAAAAAAUUGUUAAACAAGAACCUAUUAGCCCAACAAAAAAACCUUCAAGAAACCACCGACGGUAUGCUCAAAGGCAUGAACCCCUUUUAUUUAAAUCCCCAUCACCACCUCCUGAAAUAAAUGAAGCUUUUAGUCCGACUUCUGAAUCACCUGCAUCAAGCCCACAACCUCCGUCUCCCAGUCCAGAAUUCUCUUCGUCAGGUUUCCCAACCUCAUCUAACUUUCAACCUACGUUGGGAUUUGAACCUUCAUCCGGUAUGGAACCUUCACCAGGGUUUGAAUCUUUAUCAGUAGUCCAACAAUCUUCAGAAAACUUUCAGGCACAAACCAAUCCUUUACUGAAUAAUUUAAAUUACUCUUUACCAAGGUUUACACCACAUAUAUUUGAUAGUGCUUUAGGUGCUUUGCAAAACCAUUUUGAUGCUGUAUCUUCGAAAACCCUUCCAUUUCAGGAAUCAUUACCUAAUGAUAAACCUAAAAAGAAAAAACGAAGUGUGAAAAAUAUUUAUGGAUACCCUAGUCAGGUAAAAAGAAAUACACGUUAUGUAAUUGGGCCUGAUGGCAAGCCUAGUUCGAUUUCUGAAGAUGAAGAAGGACUUGUAACAAUUGUUCCUGAAACUUAUCCAGAUCAUAAGGAAGAAUCUUUAAGCACUGUUGCUAAUAGAGAAAUGGCUCCUGGCGAACCGUUGCGUCCGGAAACAUUGCGCCCGCAAACAGUUAAUGAUAAUAUUUUAUUUAAGGCCGAUACAAUUGGUAAAAAACUUUUGAAAACGAACAAGACUACCAAAAAUACCAUUGAUGAACAAUAUUACCCUGAAGUCAUCGAUAUGAUUAAUGGGAAAUCAGAAAAGUCUAAUCAAAAUGAAUCUUCUCACAGAUUUCGACAUCCUACCAACAUAUCCUAUGCUUCUGCAAAUAAUUUACUUGAUCGAAAUUUGAAUCAUACCCGACCUUCAUUUUUUAAGGAAUCAUAUUAUCAAUUGCCACAAAUUUAUCGCCUUCAUCUCCCAUUUUCCUCUAUUCACAGGCGUAAGAAGUUUCGCAAAUCUGGUGUUGUAGGAAUGCCUCUUGAAAAUCCAGAAGAACAAAUGUACCCUUCGUUAGGUCCUCAAACACGAUACUUUUCCCAUUCAUUACCUGAUAAUUCAACAUCUUCGCAAAACUUUUACAUGUUUAAGCAUGGUGGGCAUUCUAACCAUAUGUACAAUUCCAUGUACCGAUUUCCUGAAGGAGGUCGAAGUUUAAAUGGUCGUUGGAAAAGUGUUUCGAAAACGCUUAACAAAAAGAAGCUUCAUAAACUUCGAGCUUUGCAGAAAAAGAAACGUCAGAUUCAGAAAAAGCAAGAAGAAAAGCGAUUAAAACAGCAACGUCUUUCAGACAAUCAAACAACAAACCAACAGUAUUUGAAUUCUAAAAUAGAGCUGGACUCUGAUUGGCGUAAACAUAAAAAGAAAGUUAAGGAGGCUAUGGAAGAAUUUCGAGUAGAUGCGGACGAAAGCGAUGAUGGAGAUGAUGGAGAUGAUGAAGGUGACGAUUUAUCAAAUUACCCCGGGUUGGCUCCAGAGAAUCCAGAAUAUCAACAUGUACCACGCGGCCCACAUUUGCGCCAACAGCUUGCAGCUCUUAACGCAACAGCUGGCGGUGUUUCGUGUUCUACCGAAACAGGGCUUGGCAGUGGGUUCACUAGCCGUGCAGCCCGCCGUUGGUUUUUACACCCGUUAUCUUCUUCUUGCGACCACUCCCCUAACCUUAUUCAAAGCAACUCACGCCAAUUCUUCCAGCCCACUGGGCAAGAUGUCCCCACUGUUUUUCAUGCAUCAUCAUCUCAAUUGUUUACUCUUCCUCUUCAAUUUAAGACGUUAGAGCGACGCUUCAUUCGUGAAACUAAACUUGGAUUGCAUCCAGAUGAGGACGAUAGUUGUGGUGAGGCAGCGGAUGAAGUUUCCGGGAAACCUGCCCCUCGAGAAAACAUGGAGGAGUUCAUUGAGUUUGCCAAGGGAAAACUAGGAAUGACUUUAUCUGAAGCUGACUUAGAGCUUAUCACCAAAAAGUUUGAAAUCGGCAGUAGACCUAAGCGACCAAGAGAGUUUACUGAAGAGGAAAGCUCUGAUGACGAUGCAACACCAAGCUAUAAACGGCUCAAGACCAAUGAAGCCGAGGAAAAUUCUACACAGCUGAUAACUGAGGGAGAUGAUCAAUUUUGGGCACAAAUGGAGCUUAGAAGAAAAUCCAAAUUGAAAACAGGAGCUUUUCUUCCCGUAAAAAAAGCAGCAACACGCCUUCAACAACUCGAUGCAUUAUACACCUCAUACCAAGCAUUUGCUGCGGGGAACGGCCCUAGAAGAGAUUAUUUAUUUUCUGUGGAUGAAGCCAAGCCUCGACCUUUGGCAAUUUAUAAGAAUCCGUUUGAAGUCAUUAUGAAGAAAAAGAUGCUGGGAACUGUUAAGAAUGAGUUUAGUGAUGAUACAGAUGAAGAAGAAACAGAAGAUGAGGACGAUGAAAUCUAUGAGAAGGAGGAAUUUAAGGAAAAUGAGGAAUCUAUCAAUGUCAAUCGGUCGGUUUUGAAGCACAGCUUGACACGCAAAGUGACUAUUGAUUUAGGGACCCAUAAAGAAACACGCCAAUAUGUUGUGGCAACCCCAGAUUCACAGAUUGAUGCUACAAACAGCAAUGGACAAUGGGGCCCCAUAUACCAUAACCACCCAGAGUUACCAUUUCGUGCUGGCUUGGCUGAUGCCCUUUAUGGUGCACGGUUUUUGUCACGACACGAGUCAUUACCUGAGGAAGAAGAGACAGUGGACGAGCUUCUUUCUCGAGCAGCUUCAUUUGCAAGUGGUGGGAAUACAGGGAACAGUGUUCCAGAUUUGUUGCAGACUCUUCAUUUAUAUGCGGCCGAACUGUAUGAGGCUUUAGGGUAUAAACAAGCAUACAUGUCUAUGGAUGAGACAGCACUUCUUGGGCUUGGUGUUGUUGUAGAGGAGUUUAUGAAGAGCCUUGUAGGACAAGAGGGACAUCGAAUGUAUGCUGAGCGGGAAAAGAGUGAGAUGGAAGAAUAUUUUGAAAACUUGGCUGUUCUUCGACGAGAGAAAGAGAAGCAGGAGGUUAUUGAGAAAAAUGGGGAAAUGGAAAAUAGUGAAGAUGAAGAAUCUGUAGAAGAAAAUAGUCUUGAUGAGAGCUCGAAGGAAGAAAAGACUGAAGAAGAAGACAGCAACCAAAAGGAAGAAGAUUCUAGUGACCAAGGCAAAUCAAGCAGUUCUGAGUCCGAAGAUGAAGAAGAUAGCAGCUCUGAAGAAGAAGAAGAAGAAAAUGAUGAUGAUGAUGAUCAAUGA